Contarinia nasturtii (swede midge) is the source of this 888-nucleotide messenger RNA. RefSeq names its product heat shock 70 kDa protein-like. Gene Ontology annotation, biological process: protein refolding; cellular response to unfolded protein. The transcript has 2 exons. Lineage: Eukaryota; Metazoa; Arthropoda; Insecta; Diptera; Cecidomyiidae. The record is from RefSeq and is a predicted model, not a curated record. Gene Ontology annotation, cellular component: cytoplasm. The coding region runs from base 1 to 888 and encodes 295 amino acids. Gene Ontology annotation, molecular function: ATP binding; misfolded protein binding; heat shock protein binding.
AUGGCUGAUCUGGAUGACUUCUCUAUUUAUUUCGAGGCUAAUGAGACGCCUGUAUUCGGCAUUGAUCUGGGUACGACAAAUUCAUCCAUUUCCGUAUGGAAAGACGGCGAAGUCAUCACGAUUCCAAAUAAAUCAAAAGAAAAAACAACGCCGUCGUGUGUAACAUUUCUGGAUGACGGUGUACUUGUUGGAACGACUAGUGGAACGAACAAUCACGAACAUUCAAUUUUUGAUUCAAAGAGGCUGAUAGGGCAAACAUUUGACUCCGUUGAAAGUGAAAUAAAGUAUUUUCCCUUUCAUAUCACAAAAGAUGAUAUUGGUCGUCCAAAGUUUAAAGUGGGCGCAAAGUUCGAAGCCUAUCCGGAAGAAAUUGCGGCGAUCGUAUUGACAAGUUUGAAAAAAGAUGCCGAACAUUCGACUAAAAAAGAAGUGAAAAACGUUGUCAUUACUAUACCAGCCUACUUCAAUGAUACACAACGUGAAGCUACACAACUCGCGGCAAGACUUGCACAACUGAAUGUACUGAGAAUUAUCACUGAACCAGUUGCAGCCGCAGUGGCAUUCGGAUACCGAAAAAAUGCAGGGAAAUUCGAAGAAGAAAGCAUUUUGGUUUAUGAUCUAGGCGGCGGAACGUUUGAUGUAGCGAUUGUAUCUAUAGAUGAAACAGGUAUGCAUCAUGUACGAUCCACCAAUGGAAAUACGAGACUUGGCGGUUCAAAAUUUUUAGACAAAAUUAUUGACUUUUGCUUGAAACGAGUAGAAGCGAUGGAUAUCAACCAUAAAUUCACUGACGAUGAAAUUUGUUUGCUACGAAUCGAAUGUGAAAAGGCAAAAAAAGCAUUAUCUGAAAGAAGAUCAUAUAAAAUUAUGGUUCACGAGAUGAAAUAA